Molecule: messenger RNA, 1169 nt
Organism: Colletotrichum destructivum
Lineage: Eukaryota; Fungi; Ascomycota; Sordariomycetes; Glomerellales; Glomerellaceae
Exons: 2
Coding region: 147-947 (266 amino acids)
Source: RefSeq, a predicted model, not a curated record
UUCAGGACUAGUUCGACGGCAGGCCUCACAGUAUCAAAUUUAAUACACACAUUCCCUUAGAGAAGUACACAACGGUUCAACUCUCGACAUCAAGAUAUCAUCCCAGUAAUUCAUCUUCCACUUCGGUCCGCUUCAACCAUCAAAAUAUGAAGUUCCUCACAUUCGGCCUCCUUUUGGCCUCGACGAUCGUUAGCGUCAGCAGUGCUCCCACCGAUGUUGAUAGCAGGGCUGUCAGCUUCCAGAACCACUAUGACCAACAUUUGGAGGACCGCGAAGAGCGCAAGGAGGCUCGCGACAUCUCCGUCCCUUCAUUCGCCGGCGUCGAGACCACCAGCAGCGUGGUCGCCGACGUCGAGGAAGACGAGGCUGCAAAGCCCGUACGCGCCCGUCAGAUCCUGAAGUUGUUGUUGAAGAAGAAGGGCAAGAAGGCCAAGAAGGCGAAGAAAGCAAAGAAGGCAAAGGCCGCCAAAGGCAAGGCUGCCAAGGGCAAGGCCGCCAAAGGCAAGGCCGCCGCCCCCGCAAAGGCCAAGGGCAAGGCCGCUCCCGCCAACGGCGCUGCUAAGAAGAAGGCUGCUACGCCGGCCGCCCCCGCCGCUGGCAAGGGCAAGGGUGCCGCUGGUGCUGCUCCCCCGGCUGCUGCUCCUCCCCCUGCCGCUGGUAAGGGCAAGGGAGCCGCUGGUGCCGCUCCCCCGGCUGCUGCUCCCCCGGCUGCUGCUCCUCCAGCUGCUGCUCCUCCCGCCGCCGCUCCUCCCGCCGCCGCUCCUCCCGCCGCCGCUCCUCCGGCUGCUGGUGGCGCUGCUAAGGGCAAGGGAAACAACCCGCCUGCUGUCGCAACUCCAGCCGCCCCUCCUCCGGCUGCUAAGCCAAUCUCUCCUGCUCAACCAGCCGCAGUCGCACCCGCUCCCGUUGCUCCGGUGCUUCCUGCGGGCAAGGGCAACGCCAACUAAGCCGUUGCCGAGCGAGUUUUGUGAGAGUUUAUGGGAUAGAAAGGACCAGCACUGGUGUUGGUCGGCUGAGUGGGUUCACGAGAUUUACGACAACAUGCGCCUUUGGCAGCUUACGGGGAAGGCCACGGCACUCUGACAGGGUUCUCAAACAGCUCCGGGCUGGAAGGGGCCGGUUGAGACGGAAGUGCCGAGAGAGUACAUAGCCAAACAAUGAUGAUUCCC